AUGUCAUCUAAUACUAAUACCCUGACAAUGGCAACCAAAGAAAUUCCCCUUUCUGAGGAACUCACGGAACAAGAAGCUGGUCUUAGGUAUGCCGCUUAUGCUAAUAGAUUUAGAACUUUAUUACAAGCUUCGCAUAGAUAUGUUGCUUAUACUUCGGAUAUUGGAGAAUCGUUCCGUCCUGUCGCUCAUCCUUAUCUUGUGAAAUUUGGAUAUUCGGUUUCUUGGUUAUAUAUACUUGGAGAUGUAUCCUAUGCUAGUUGGAUAACUAAACGUAAAGUGGAAGGUACAUUUGCUCCUGGAUUAAGACCAUGGGAUAAGUUACCAGAAGCUGACAAAGAAGCUUCUGAAAAGUUUAUUGGGUCCCAUAGCUUAGUUGAUAGUGAUUGGAGAUUGGUAGCCUUAAAGAGAGGUAUUUUUCAAAGUAUCGCUUCUAUGAUGUUGCCUGCUUUGACAAUUCAUUCAGCUGUGCGUUAUUCUUCCUAUUUAUUUAAGAAUACUGGAGUUAAGGUUUUGCGUACUUAUGGACCAGUUGCCAUUGGGUUAGGUAUUGUUCCUUUGUUACCUUAUGUGUUUGACAAACCAAUUGAGAAAUUGGUUGAUUGGUCAUUUGAAAAAGGUGAAGAAUAUUAUUUGUAUAGAAAGAAUCAGAAUAUAAGUCUGACUCUUCAAGAGGAUGAAAACCUUAAGAACAAAUCUAAAUUUGAAUAA
This is a messenger RNA of Hemisphaericaspora subhashii, 708 nucleotides long. RefSeq lists its product as uncharacterized. Gene Ontology annotation, biological process: mitochondrial fission. NCBI's taxonomy places the organism in Eukaryota, Fungi, Ascomycota, Pichiomycetes, Serinales, Debaryomycetaceae. Gene Ontology annotation, cellular component: mitochondrion. The coding region runs from base 1 to 708 and encodes 235 amino acids. The record is from RefSeq and is a predicted model, not a curated record. The transcript has a single exon.